UUUUCUUUUCUCUCAACAUACAAAUUUCAAUUCUCUUUCUCUUUUCAGCCCUUUGCUUCUUCUUGCACCAAAGCCAGACCAUAGAGAAAACGAAAGCAGAUUCACAAAAUUAAAAAAAAAAAAAAAAAAAACAAAUACAAAAGUUAACAAUGAGUCUUACCUCCUACCUUACAUUAACACAUUAACACACAAACCCUUUUCUUCAAUCCAACUCCACUCUUCUUCUUCCUCCUCAAGUUUUGACCUUUCAUUAUCUCAAUUUAACCCCACCAAGAAAAAUAUCAAAUCUUGCUCCUCAAUUCUUACUCAUAUUUGUUUCUUUCGUUGUCUCCAUUAAACCCCACCAACAAAAAUCAUAUCUUGCUUCUCAAUUCUUGCUAAAAAUUGUCUCUUUAAACAUGGCUGAAGUACUCCUAUCAUCACCUUCUCAUUUCCCUUCUUCUUCAAGCUCUUCCUCCACUCCAUGUGUUCCCAAUAAUUAUAACAACAACACCACCACCACCACCACCAAUGGUGGAACUUCACAAACCCUACAUGAUAUAGUUCAAGAAAGAGACCAAGAAGACCAAGAAGAAGAGGAAACAGGGGAGAGGAAAGAGAGGGAAAGAAGUGAGGGAGAUCAGCUGUCACUUUUGGCAUUAUUGGUGACUGCUUUUAGGAAGUCUUUGGUCGGUUGUAGUAUCAGUAAAGAGCUUUGUUCAAUGGAGAUUGGGUUGCCCACCAAUGUUAGACAUAUUGCACAUGUUACUUUUGAUAGGUUUAAUGGCUUUCUUGGCUUGCCUGUUGAGUUUGAGCCUGAGAUUCCCAGGACGCCCCCCAGUGCCAGUGCAAAUGUUUUUGGAGUUUCGACGGAAUCUAUGCAGCUUUCAUUUGAUUCACGAGGGAAUAGUGUGCCUACAAUAUUGCUGCUGAUGCAAAGGCACUUGUAUACCCAAGGAGGCCUGCAGGCAGAAGGAAUUUUCAGAAUUAAUGCUGAGAACAGCCAAGAGGAAUAUGUUAGGGACCAAUUAAAUAGAGGAGUUGUACCAGACGGCAUUGAUGUGCAUUGCUUGGCAGGUCUCAUAAAGGCAUGGUUUAGAGAACUUCCAACUGGGGUCCUGGACUCCCUUUCACCAGAGCAGGUAAUGCAAUCCCAGUCAGAAGAAGAAUGUGCUCGGCUUGUGAGACUCCUUCCACCAACAGAAGCUGCUUUGCUGGAUUGGGCGGUAAAUCUAAUGGCAGAUGUUGCACAAUUGGAACAUUUGAACAAGAUGAAUGCACGCAAUGUGGCAAUGGUGUUUGCUCCAAACAUGACUCAAAUGUCAGAUCCUUUGACAGCAUUGAUGUAUGCUGUCCAAGUGAUGAAUUUUCUCAAGACUCUUAUCAUUAUGACAAUUAAAGAGAGGGAAGACUCCAUGGUAGAAUCAGGAAGAGAUUCCCGCCCAGAGCCCUCUGAUGAGAAUGGGCACCAAAGCUUAUUACGACCAUAUCCUGAGGAUACCCACAACAAGUCCUGCAAGGGUAAUGAUGAGUACAAAGUGUUUGUUUCUGUAGACCCUGCUUUGGAGAGCCCGUCUCACCCCACUCAGCUUAAUGCCAAUGGAUCUCAGUACUUCCUAGCGUCAAUCGAGAACAUCAUUGCCACAGGAAACCGUACUCUGGUUGAUAAUUGUCCUUGUGAGGUUGUAUCUCAAGUUAACUCCUUAGCAAAUGGACUUCAAGAUGGUAACUUUUCAGGUUUGAGUGGAGGGGUUCAAACCAGUAUUUGCAAGAACAGAACUGGUCAAUCUAGUGCAUUAAGUGUACGGAGAAAUUCUAAGAAGCUCACUGAGCUGUCAACAAUUGCGGAAUCUGGACCUGUAGAGAAGAGCAAGGGAGCCAGUAUUGUUGGCCGAAUAAAUUCAAGGACUGAGCUCUUUGAAGCUUGGCGGUGAAGGGCUGUAAAUGCUUGUAGCAUUGA
Pistacia vera is the source of this 1939-nucleotide messenger RNA. RefSeq names its product rho GTPase-activating protein 5-like. Gene Ontology annotation, biological process: signal transduction. Gene Ontology annotation, molecular function: GTPase activator activity. The record is from RefSeq and is a predicted model, not a curated record. The transcript has 5 exons. Lineage: Eukaryota; Viridiplantae; Streptophyta; Magnoliopsida; Sapindales; Anacardiaceae. The coding region runs from base 399 to 1913 and encodes 504 amino acids.